This is a messenger RNA of Momordica charantia (bitter melon), 1016 nucleotides long. NCBI's taxonomy places the organism in Eukaryota, Viridiplantae, Streptophyta, Magnoliopsida, Cucurbitales, Cucurbitaceae. The record is from RefSeq and is a predicted model, not a curated record.
AAGGAAAAAGAAAGAAGGGGAAGAGGAAAAUGAUUGACAAAUGUGGACCAGAAAAUGGAAGAAAGAAAAAACAUCUGGCUGAGUGACAAUUUUGGGUAAAUAUUGACUAAUUUCCAGCGAGUUUUCCGUUGUAAAACUUUUGUUCCUCCGCUUCUCAUAUAAUCCUCCAAAAUCAACAAACUCCGAAGAGAAAAUAGAAGAGAGAGAAGCCAAAGGGCCACAAUUGAUUUGCAGAGAAACCACUUUUCUGCAAAUCAAUUUCCCCAGAAGCACAAACCCUACGCCCUCGAUUCUCUCCCUCUUAAUGUCUGUUCCUCAAUCCCAAUCCCCCGACCUCUCCUCCGACGAAAAUGGCUUCCACCACGCCGACGACCUUCACGAAUCGGCCUUCGCCAGCCGCAGCUGCUGCCUCUGGCUCCCUUGCCUGAGGUCCAAUCCCUCGCAGGCCGGCUCCAUGUGGUGGGAGCGGAUCCGCACCUCCGAGCACGACGACGACUGGUGGCUCAGGGGCUGGAGGAGGAUCCGAGGAUGGUCCGAGAUCGUCGCCGGCCCCAAAUGGAAGACCUUCAUCCGUCAAUUCAACAAGAGCCCUCGCAAUCGCCAAUCCACCUUCCGCUACGACCCUCUCAGCUAUUCUCUCAAUUUCGAUGAAGGUCCCGUCCGCGACGAUCCUUUCUACGAAGACCAUAAGCGCCGCGAUUUCUCCACUCGCUUUGCUGCCAUGCCGUCAUCCGCUAAAUCCUCCAUGGACCUCGGCAAGGACGGACUCUCCUUCAUAUGAUAAAUCGAUGGAAACCGCAUGGGUCUGGACUAAUCUCGAUCAACUUGAUUGCCUCGCCAGAGCCGUCGACUGAACUACAGCGAUCCGGCGGAGGAGGAAAACGGAAGUUUACGGAUCUUGGGACCGUGGAAAUAUGAAUGGUGGGUUGAUUUGGAGCCAACGUUAAAAACAAAAAAAUAAAAAUAAAAAAAAACAAAAAAUAAAUCAGUAAUCAUUUUUUAUUCGUUUAUUCUUU